This is a messenger RNA of Chinchilla lanigera (long-tailed chinchilla), 1954 nucleotides long. RefSeq names its product lipocalin-15. The coding region runs from base 1229 to 1870 and encodes 213 amino acids. Lineage: Eukaryota; Metazoa; Chordata; Mammalia; Rodentia; Chinchillidae. The transcript has 8 exons. Gene Ontology annotation, molecular function: small molecule binding. The record is from RefSeq and is a predicted model, not a curated record.
CAAUGAUCCUUCUGCCUCAGCCUCCCAAGUGCUGGGAUUACAGGUAAAUCCUGCUAAGCAGGCGGCUCCACAGAUGAGCUGUACCGGCCCAGCUCAGUCUCCUCCUCCCUGCAGCCUGAGUUCCAGCUGCCCCCUGGCCUCGCCAGUUCCUGGGUCUCAGUGUUUAUUUAAAAGAUGCUAGACGCUCUGCAAGGAGCAUGGCUGGGUCUCAAACCUGCCUCCAUCUGCUGUCCCUGUGACUAAUGACGCGCCUCUUUCAGGGCCCUUCUUCUGCAUGUCUUCCUGUUUUGGCAGAAUGCCUUUUCAGAUCUCUUGCUCCUGGUGGGACUGGGCUGCUCAUGGCUAUGGCUGAGCUUGAGGGUCCUUCAGAGAUUCUGACUCUGUCCUUCACUCGGUGUUUUGUGAUUGUCUUCCUGUCACUCACUGCCUUCUACCCUGUGAUGCCACACACCUGGCAGGGACCUUGGGAGUGGCACCUCGAGGAACCCCAGGACAGCAAGCAGAAGCCCGCUGCUUCUUUCUUCCUUGCACUGGGUAUGAGGGGUCUUUCUCUGACUCAAUUCCCAUGCACUCUGGUGGACUUCAGGUGCUGGCCUUCCUGGUGGCCCUCUGAACACACCCCAGAGGGUCUAGGUGGCAUGCCCCAAGGCCACGUGUUGCUCCUGGCCCCAGGUCCUGGACCUGGAAAUCAAAUCACUGGGGAGCCCUUUUAGUCUCCACUGGCCCUGGCGCCUCCCUGGCAUCCUUUUCCCCUGCACAGUUACGGAACUGGUGAUAAGGCUGCUGAGAUAACAUAAUCCACCCCAGUGCCGCCAGCUCCCCCUUCCCACAUGCACUUGCAGGAGGCCAACUGGCAGCGGGGUGGGUGUCUGGAGGGGGUGCCCAGGGCUCCCACAGCUGGGCUGGCACAGGCUGUGCCCCUGGAUGAGGUCUGGAGGCCUGGCCUGGGGGGACCCUGUCCCUGAGUUGGAGGUCAGAGGGAAGGAGUGCUGCUGGGUGCCCCAGACCCAGGUGAGAGCCUGGCUGUCUGGAGCCCUCCAGGAAGUAACCCCUGGGACUGGAGGGGACACCUGAGUGAUUGUGCCACACAAUGGACAAAGGGGGGCUGGUGUUUCCGAAGUGCCUUCUACAGGCUCCCCAACCGGCUCCUCCUGGGAGCCCUGGCUGGGCUGGGCUAUAAAGCUGGGGUCCUGGGCUUGGGGAAUCGGGGUGCUAGUACUGGGCAGGCAUGGUCAUGAGGUCAGAGCUGCUGAGCCUGGUUCUGCUCUGGGUGUCGGUGGCUCGGGCAGAGGUCCUGGUACAGCCCGACUUUGAUGCCAAACAGUUUUCUGGCCUCUGGCAUGUGGUCUCCAUGGUGUCCGACUGCAAGGUCUUCCUGGAAAAUAAGGACCACCUGCUGAUGUCUACCCAGGACGUCAAUGCCACUGGGAAGGGCGACCUGGGUGUGCACAUAGAGCUCCCCCGGAGGGACGGCUGCAAACGGAUGGACGUCCGGUAUCUGAAGGUGGGCUCUGAGGGGCACUUCAAGGUCCCAGCCCUGGGUUACCUGGACGUACGCGUGGCGGACACGGACUACAGCUCCUUCGCAGUGGUCUACAUCUACAAGGAGCUGGAGGGGGCGCUCAGCACCGUGGUGCAGCUCUACAGCCGCACCCAGGACGCGACCCCCCAAGCGCUGAAGGCGUUUCAGAACUUCUACCCGACGGUGGGGCUCCAGGACGCCAUGGCGGUCAGGCUGCCACGAUCAGAUGCAUGCUCCCUGGGGCAGGGGGGCACCCAGGCACCCCUGGAGUCCAGCCCUGGCCCUACCCAGGUGGGGGGCAUGGCGGACUCUGAAGCAGCAAACCUCACAACCUCAGGAGCUCAGUGAGACCUGCGGCCCUCGGGGCCCACCUUGGGUCACCCCUCAUCCUCCUGUCUCCCUCACCCCCACCAAUAAACAGAUUCUGCAGCC